AUGCCGCACACCACUUGGCUGGUGAAGUUAAUUCAAGAGAGGUUGAAGACGUCUAGAAGCAGGCAGAAGUCAUAUGCAGAUAAGAGGAGACGGACCUUAGAGUUCAAAGCUGGCGAUCAUGUCUUUCUUAGACUAAAUCCAACUACUGGAGUAGGCAGAGCGUUGCGAUCCAAGAAGUUAUCUCCCCAAGUUCGUGGGGCCAUAUCAGAUUAUGAGAAGGAUUGGACCUGUCGCAUACGAGUUAGCUUUACCUCCACAAUUGUCCAACCUUCUCCUGUAUUUCACGUCUCGCAACUCAGAAAGUACGUAGCUGAUCCCUCGCAUAUAUUGGAGUUAGAGGACGUUCGUCUUCGGCAAGACCGAACGCUAGAGAUGAAACCGGUUCGCGUUGAAGACGUCCGCGCCAAGUACUAUAAAGGGAAGGACGUUCGGUUGGUGAAAGUGGUGUGGGACGACAAGACUGGCGAUUCUACUUGGGAAGUUGAGGAUGCCAUGAGAGACUUAUACCCUCAUCUAUUUCCUGGUAAGGUUUAA
Vigna umbellata (rice bean) is the source of this 534-nucleotide messenger RNA. The record is from RefSeq and is a predicted model, not a curated record. NCBI's taxonomy places the organism in Eukaryota, Viridiplantae, Streptophyta, Magnoliopsida, Fabales, Fabaceae.